Messenger RNA from Acipenser ruthenus (sterlet), 10068 nucleotides. RefSeq names its product nuclear receptor corepressor 1-like. The record is from RefSeq and is a predicted model, not a curated record. NCBI's taxonomy places the organism in Eukaryota, Metazoa, Chordata, Actinopteri, Acipenseriformes, Acipenseridae. Bases 230 to 8260 code for a protein of 2676 amino acids. Gene Ontology annotation, biological process: negative regulation of transcription by RNA polymerase II. Gene Ontology annotation, molecular function: nuclear thyroid hormone receptor binding; transcription corepressor activity. The transcript is spliced from 48 exons.
GACUUUCACGCGUACAGCGCUGGGUUUAGUGCCGCAGUUCGAGGGGACUGUAGCGCAGCUAGGGAUACGGCGUUAUAUUGAAACGGAUUUACACACCCCCAUCCUCAGAAGUCGACACAGAGAAUCGUUUAGCAAGAGGAACAGUUUGUCCGGCAAUGAGGUGGUUUCCUGGAAACAUGAUCACAUGGUGGCCUUGAUCUCACGACUGUGUUAGAAGACAUCUCUGAUAAUGUCUAGCUCAGGCUACCCUCCAAGUCAGGGAGCGUUCAGCACAGAACAGAGCCGCUACCCUCCCCACUCAGUCCAGUACACCUUCACCACCUCCCGGCACCAACAGGACUUUGCGGUUCCAGAUUAUCGCCCUCAUCUGCAGGAAGUUAGCAACGCUUCCCAGCUUCUCCAGCAUCAGCAGCAGCAGCAGCUUCGGAGAAGACCCUCGCUGCUCUCAGAGUUCCACCCUGGCACUGACAGACCCCCUGAAAGGAGACAUGGCUAUGAGCAGCAGUUCCAUGUGGUGUCCUCACAGUCUGACCAUGAAGCUCUGGAGUCAAAGCGCCCGCGAAUCGAGCAGGUUUCAGAGGCUCAUUUCCAGCGGGCCUCUGCUGCUGGGGUCCUGCCCCUGGCGCAAACUCUGUCAGACGGGCUAAGGACUGCCAGCGAUGUGAAAAAGGAGGCUUUAUUUGCAUUGAAAGCAGAGACGCCCUCCUCCCCAGGAAUCCAGCCGAUAGAUGAACCAGAUGCCUCUCCAUCAAAACUGUCCAAGGAGGAGCUGAUUCAGAGCAUGGACCGUGUGGACAGAGAGAUCGCCAAGGUGGAGCAGCAGAUCUUCAAACUCAAGAAGAAGCAGCAACAACUAGAAGAGGAAGCAGCUAAACCUCCUGAGCCCGAGAAGCCCGUCUCUCCGCCUCCGGUGGAGCAGAAGCACCGCAGCAUUGUUCAGAUUAUCUAUGAUGAGAACCGGAAAAAAGCAGAAGAAGCUCAUAAGAUAUUUGAAGGCCUGGGACCAAAAGUUGAGCUGCCCCUCUAUAAUCAGCCAUCAGAUACCAAGGUAUACCAUGACAACAUUAAAACGAACCAAGUGAUGCGAAAGAAGCUUAUUCUGUUCUUUAAAAGGAGGAAUCAUGCUCGGAAACAAAGGGAGCAGAACAUCUGCCAGCGCUACGACCAGCUCAUGGAUGCGUGGGAGAAGAAACUGGAGCGGAUUGAGAACAACCCCCGGAGGAAAGCCAAGGAGAGCAGGACCAGGGAGUACUACGAGAGGCAGUUCCCUGAAAUCAGAAAACAGCGCGAACAGCAGGAGCGAUUUCAAAGGGUUGGCCAGAGAGGCACUGGGCUUUCUGCAACUAUCGCUAGAAGUGAGCACGAGAUUUCAGAAAUCAUCGAUGGACUGUCUGAGCAGGAGAACAAUGAGAAGCAGAUGCGUCAGCUCUCUGUGAUCCCCCCAAUGAUGUACGAUUCUGAGCAGAGACGAGUCCGGUUCAUCAACAUGAACGGACUGAUGGAGGAUCCCAUGAAGGUUUACAAGGCACGCCACUUUAUGAACGUCUGGACGGAUCACGAGAAGGAGAUCUUUAAAGAAAAGUUUGUGCAACAUCCAAAGAACUUCAGUCUCAUUGCUUCUUAUUUAGAGAGGAAGAACGUAGCAGACUGUGUUUUAUAUUACUACUUAACAAAGAAGAAUGAGAAUUAUAAGACCCUGGUAAGGCGUAACUAUGGACGACGUAGAGGAAGGAACCACCAGCAACAAAUUACACGUCCUUCGCAAGAAGAAAAAGCAGAAGAAAAAACAGAGGAGGACAAAUCCGAAAAAGUCGAGAAGAGAGAGGAAGAGGAGAAAAGGGAAGAGGAGGAGAACGAUGAUAAAGAGGAAUCAAAGGACAUCAACAAAGACAAAGACAAGUCAGACGGUGCCGGAGAGGAAGAGGAGGGGAAGGAGCAGGCCACGCCGCGAGGAAGGAAGACCGCCAACAGCCAGGGCCGUCGCAAAGGCAGGAUCACUCGAUCGAUGGCCAGUGAGGCAGCUGCAGUGGCCUCAGAGGAGCCCCCCCCUCCCCCACCCCCUCCCGCCCCAGAGCCUGUGCUGCAAGAAAUUAAAAGCAACAUGUUUCAAGCACCCAAAACUGAGCCAGUGCAGAAGUGCACCCGGGAUCAACCCAAGGCUCCACUGGGAGCCAUGGAAAUGCAGGCACACAGAGCUUCUGCAGAGCCUGUGGAGACCUCCCGCUGGACAGAGGAAGAAAUGGAAGUGGCCAAGAAAGGAUUGGUGGAGCAUGGGCGCAACUGGGGAUCCAUUGCCAAGAUGGUGGGCACCAAAAGCGAGGCCCAGUGCAAGAACUUCUACUUCAACUACAAGAGGCGGCACAACCUGGACAACCUGCUGCAGCAGCACAAGCAAGGCUCCAGGAGGUCCCGGGAGGAUCGUGACGUGUCUCAGUGUGAAAGCAUGGCCUCCACAGUGUCUGCACUGGAGGAUGAUGAGAACGAGGGCUCCAAUGAGGAAGAGAACCCAGAAGACAGUGAAGGUGCUGAGAACAGUUCCGACACAGAGAGCGCUCCAUCCCCUUCCCAAAUGGAGACCAGCAAGACAGGCGAGGGGACGACGCAGAGCUCCAGCAACAAUCUCCCCAACAGCGAGGCCCCCCCUGAACAGGACUCUGCCUCCAAAAGCACCCCCUCCUCGCCCUCGACGACAGCAGCCUCUAAACCCAACGAGAGCCAGUACUGUGAGCUGCAAGUGAAGGAGGAGACCAGCCCAGAGGCAGCCGAGUGCUCAGGGCAGGACAGGGGGGCCCAACCCCCCUACGAACCCCAAGUGCAGACCAAAGCAGAGCCCAUGGACGUGGACAUGAAGCCCACCGCCGACGUCCAGGUGAAAGUGGAGGCUGAUACCAAAGACAAGGACUUGGAGAAGCACUGGGAGAAGGGAGAGCUGGAGGAGAUGGGGCUCAACCUGUCCCAGCGAGGGCAGAGGCGUCAGUCCCACUCGGACAACGAUUCCAGCGCCACCUGCAGUGCGGAUGAGGAUGUGGACGGGGAGCCAGACAGGCAGAGGAUUUUCAGUCUAGACAAGCCGUCCUUGCUCAACCCUGCCGGGUCAGUGCUGGUGAAACAAGGACACAUGGACAUGCAGCAGCUGCAGCAGCGGGCAGCCAUGAUUCCCCCCAUGGUCAGUCAUUAUACUGGUCCCCAGUUUCAUAUCAGAUUUGCAAAAUCGGAGAAAAGUGGAAGCAGUCAGCAGGGUGAAAAUAUCAUGUCUUAUUUAGACCAACCAUCUAACCACGUAUCGAGCACCUACGGCUCUGCCAACGUCCAGGCUGGGAACCCGAUGAGUGGCCUGGCCUUGUUCCAGCGCCAAAUCAAAGCAGUGCUGGAGUCGUCCCAGCAAGAGGAGCGGCAGAGACAUGAGCAGGAGCCCCAGGACAGGCACAGGGCCAGCAGCCCGCGAGUCGGUACCAAGAGCCCCAGCAUCGUGGACCGGGAGGGUAAACCCUUUGCCUAUAUGCCUUAUGAGAUGAAGCUCUCAAUGGAGCAGGAAGCCCAGGUCCUCAGUAACUCAGCCAGGUCUGCGUCCCCUUACAGGAGCAGGGCCUCCCCUCAGCCUGACGUCAAUGCCCCUCGUUACAGCGUGCCACCAGGUAACUACCUCCGGCACAGGUACCCCCUACCCCACGAUGUCCGAGCCAUUGACACCUCCUCCUUCCCUCAACACACAGUUCUGCAGCCUGCUCCAAAUCACGUUCUUCAGAAUCUCUCGGAUGGUGCACGAGUGCCGUUUUCCAGACACGUGAGGCCUCCCAACAUUCCUUCCCCUCCUCCGCUAAUACCAUCCUCCAAAUCUUCCGACAAGCCGUCCUUUAUCAUGGGAGGAUCCAUUUCACAGGGCACUCCUGGAACGUAUUUACCUUCUCACAGCCAAAGCGCUUAUUGUCAAGAGACAGCCAAAAGCUCUGUGGGCUCCAUAUCGCUGGGACUACCCAGACAGCAACAAGACUCAGCAAAGACAGUACCUUUGAUGCCAUACAUUAAGCAGGAAGAGUUUUCUCCCAGAGGUCAGAGUGCACAGCCAGAAGGCCUGCUGUCCAGGGCGCAGUAUGAAGGAGUGGUGAGAGGUAAUCCAGUGUCUACCAUCCAGGAAGGAAGUAUCACACGAGGGGCUCCCAAGGUUGCAGACCUCCCAUUCCGGGGCUCAAUCACUCAGGGUACUCCAGCUCUUUCCCACUCAGGCACUCCCUCUGAUGUGCUUCUGAAAGGCACCAUCACCAAACGGGCUACUGAGGACAUCAGCAGCCCAGAAAAGGCCAGAGAGGAUGCUCUUUCCAAAGGACAUGUUAUCUAUGAAGGCAAGAGUGGGCACAUCGUAUCUUACGACACUAUUAAGAAUGCAAGAGAAGGCACAAGGAGCCCAAGAACAGGCCCGGAAUUCAUUGGGGUGAAGCGUUCCUAUGAUAUGAUGGAGGGAGGAUUACCCAGAGGCCACGCAGUGAGGGAAUCCUCUGUCUCUGCACCUUACGAAGGUUUGAUCAGCCGAGCGCUGCCAAGAGACAGCCCACACGCACCAGAGUCAAAAGAGAGGACAGUCCUCACUGGAUCUAUAAUGCAAGGUACUCCAAGGGCAUCAGUUGAAGCUUUUGACGAAGGACACAAAUACGGCAAACAGAUUAAACGGGAGAGCCCUCCCAUCUCCAAGGGCCAAGGAGUGACCACCAUUAAAGAGAUGGGCCGCUCCAUCCAUGAGAUCCCCAGGCAGGACCUGUUGGGCCAGGAUAACCGCAAGACCCCCGAUGGCGUACAGAACACAAGGCCAGUCAUAGAGGGAUCCAUCUCCCAGGGUACACCAAUCAAGUACGAAAGCAGCGGAGUGAGCCAGCCGGCCAUCAAACACAAUGUGAAGUCUUUCAUUAUCGGACCCAGCAAGCUGGGCCACAGCAUGCCUCAACUGGAGAUGAUGUCUGAGGGGAUGAAGGUGGCGGAGAGGGGGAAGUAUGAAGACAUGAAGACGUCGGACCCCGUGCGAGCGCGCUCCGGCCCCUCUGUCCUCCGCUCCACCCUGCAUGAAGCCCCCAAGUCCCAGCUCAGCCCCGGCAUGUACGAAGACUCCAGCACCCGGAGGACUCCUGUCAGCUACAGCUCCAUUUCCAGGGGCUCGCCCAUGAUGGGCAGACAGCAAGAAGGUGGAAUCCCGUCUGGGAAGCAGACAAGCCACGAGCGGAAGAGCACUCUGACCCCGACGCAGCGGGAGAGUGUCCCUGCCCACUCCCCUGUGUCUGGAGGAGAGCCCGGGCCCCCGCACAGCCCCUUCGACCCUCACCACAGGGGGGGGGUGCCAGGAGAGGUGUACCGAGCCCACCUCCCGCACCACCUCGACCCCACCAUCGCAUUCCACAGGGGGCUCGACCCAGCAGCAUACCUGUUCCCAAGGCAGCCCUCCCCAUCAGGCUAUCACAACACAUAUCAGCUGUACGCUAUGGAGAACACGAGGCAGACCAUCCUCAACGAUUACAUCACCUCCCAGCAGAUGCAGGUUAUCCCACGGCCCGAUGUUGCUAGGGGACUGUCGCCACGGGAGCAGCAAAUCUCUCUUCCCUAUGCACCUGGAACGAGAGGCAUUAUUGAUCUAGCCCAGAUGCCUCCUACUAUCAUGUUGCCUCACCCAGGGGGUACAAGCACUCCCCCCAUGGACCGCAUCAGCUACAUCCCUGGAGCGCAGUCCCCCUUCCCCCCUAGGGGUUACAACCCAGCUUCCAUCUCUCCAGGACACCCCGCCCAUCUCGCUGUGUCCGCGGCCAGCGUGGAACGAGAGCGGGAGCGCGAGCGAGAACGCGAGAGGGAGCAGAGGGAGAGGGAGAAGGAGAGAGAGCAACGUGAGAGGGAGCAGAGAGAGAGAGAGAGGGAGCAGAGAGAGCAUCGAGAGCAGAGGGAUCGGGAGAGGAUGGUAGCUGUGGCCACUGCGGCUUCAAAUGAAAUGGCUUACAUGCGGGCAGGCCCUGAGCAGCCUGGCAGGCCUAGUAGCCAUGGGUACGUGCGUUCCCCCUCCCCCUCUGUGAGGUCACAGGAGAGCAUGGUGCAACAGAGACCCAGUAUAUUCCAGGGAACAAAUGGCAAGAGUGUCAUUACCCCACUGGACCCUUCACGUAUCAUUGCUCCCUCCUCCCAAGCCCAGGGCUUGCCCACCUCCCGGUACAGCACUGCGGCCGACGCCCUGGCUGCCCUGGUGGACGCUGCUGCUUCAGCCCCUCAGAUGGAUGUGGCCAAAGCCAAAGAGGGCAAACAGGAUUCGGGCCGCAUUGAUGAGCUGGCAUCCCGACGGGCAGCAAUGUUGAGUGAACAGCAGCAGCAGCAGCAGCAGCAGCAGCAGCAGGAGCAGCACCUCCGCCAACAGCAGCAGCUCCAUCAUCACCACCAACAGCAGCUCCAGCAACAGCAACAGCAACAACUGCAACACCAGCUCCAGCAGCAACAUCAACAGCAGCAACUUCAACUUCAGCAACUUCAGCAGCAGCAGCAAGCUAUGGAAGCUGAUCGCCGCUCCAUGCAGUCCCCUUACCCCCCUGUCUCUCUGCCCGGAGGAAAGCCCCCUGGCCCCUCAUCCUCCUCAUCUUCUUCCUCUUAUGGGGAGAGCAGUAAAGACAAGGACCCCCCCACGAAGUCCCGAAUCGAAGAGGAGCUGAGGACCCGAGGAAAGACCACCAUCACGGCGGCCAACUUCAUUGACGUCAUCAUCACUCGCAAGAUCACCUCGGACAAAGACAACCGGGAGAGGGGCUCCCAGAGCUCGGACUCUUCCAGCAGCUUGUCCUCAAAUCGCUAUGAAGGGCAGGGUGGAGAUGCUGUUGAUGUCAUCAGUCCAGCCAGCUCUCCAGCACAGACACAGGAGAAACCAGAGACAUCCUUACAGCAAGAUGUGCCUAACUCCGCUCAGGCAGAAAGUGAGCAGCGUUCUUUUGAGUCUCAGAUGAGCCGGUACCGCGCCCAGCAGGAAUCGCCCUCCCCUCCACAACCCCCUGCAUCUCAGCCAGAGAUGUACGGCCAGGUCCCCAAAACACACAGGCUCAUCACCUUGGCAGACCAUAUCUGUCAUAUUAUCACCCAGGACUUUGCCCGAAGUCAGUCCGCAAGCCAGGCAGCUCCACAGACAUCCUCUGUAGCUACAUUCCAGAACGCAGCCCCUGCGGCCCCCGCGGCCCCUGCUUCGACCUCCAGGGGGAAGGUGCCAAGCCGCUACAACCCUGAGAACCAGGGCCAGUCAUCACAAGCACAGCCAGUCCACCACCAGAGGCCCUCGUCCAGGGUCUCCUCAGAGAAUGCCUCUGACAAAGCCAGGGGAAGGCCUGGCAAGUCACCUGAUCGCGGGCACAUGGAGUCUUAUGAACCCGUUUCACCCCCACAGUCCUUCUCAGCCAUGGAGAAACAGGAGGCCCUGCUGCAACAAGCACAGAGACGAGAUGCAGAGAAUGCAGAGCCCAGGUACAGGGCUGCAGGAGACGGCAGACUGCUUCACACAGAUAAAGCCCUGACUGAUUCUCGCUCUCCUGGCAGUGUAAGCUACCUUCCCUCGUUUUUUACCAAACUUGAAAACACCUCCCCAAUGGUGAAAUCUAAAAAGCAGGAGAUAUUUCGUAAGUUGAACUCCUCUGAUGGUGGUGAUUCUGACAUGGGAAGUGCCCAGCCUGGAACUGAAAUAUUUAAUCUACCAGCUGUAACCACCUCAGGCAGCGUCAGCUCUAGGGGUCAUUCCUUUGCAGAUCCAGCCAGCAAUCUGGGUCUGGAAGACAUCAUCCGGAAAGCUCUGAUGGGCAACUUCGACGACAAGCAGGAGGAGCACCCGCCUAGCUCCAUGGCAGCGAUGAACGAGGCCCGACGAGAGGAGGCCAACCCCUCACCCAACCCCGGUGUGGGUAAGCAGAAAUUAGUUGGGAAAGCAAACAGCAGAAAGUCGAAGUCGCCUAAUCCUGGGCAGGCUUAUGCUGAAAGGCCUUCUUCCGUGUCCUCGGUCCAUUCAGAGGGAGACUAUCACAGGCAGACCCCUGCCUGGGCCUGGGAGGAUAGACCUUCUUCCACAGGUUCCACUCAGUUCUACAACCCCUUGACCAUGCGGAUGCUGAGCAACACCCCUCCCACCUCAAUGGCCUGCGCUCCCCCCAGCAUACAGGCCCAGCCAGCCUCUCUCCAACAGAGCCUGCAGCAGAAUCGCAUGUGGGACCGCGAGCCAGCACCUCUCCUCUCCGCACAGUACGAGACCCUGUCUGACAGCGACGACUGAGCCGCUGGGAAAGCAUCAGGAAACACCCCUUGGAGGCAGGGAGGGAGGCGCUGUGACCAGGCCUGAGGAUGGGAAAGCAAGGGAGAUGACAGGACACAGAUUGAGCCAAACGGGAGCUCUUCAGCUCAAACUUGAGGGAGAUGGGAAGCCAGUGGAAAGAACUGUUAUAAAAAACGAAUGUAAAGGAAGACAAAAAAAAAAAAGACUUGUUCCAGUUCUGUUUGUAAAGAAAACCUUAAUGUCUUUAAAACAUUGUAUGUAAAUAGAGAGUACUUUUUUUUGCAGUGUGUUUUUUUUUUUGUUGUUAUGGAAAUCGGUGCAUUCAACAAGGGGUUUCGGCACCCCAAAAGAGUACUUAAAAGACUUUGGCACGAAUCACAUUUCAAGAAGCCCCCCAGGACUCUUCAUGUGGAUAUUACAGGCCAUUCCAGCGCCACCUACUUGCCAAAAAGCAAAUCACAAUGCAUAUUGCAGCUUCAUUGUAAAUUUGAAAUGCAGUUUAAAUUAUUUAGCAACACUGUGGAAAUAAUAAUGCAUGGGUAUAUUAUGUUUCUUUUUUUAUCAGAAAAAAGGAAAGGCUUGCCACAUUGUUCUGCACACUGGGCAUGAACUGUCCAAAGUGAAGAUUUAUGAGCUGAGUAAUUAUUAUUUGAAUUAGUUUUCAUUUAAGAAGCUGUCUCAUCCCCCUAGCCUAUACAUCUGUACAUUGAAACAGAAUGUAAUCGUGAACACAGCGGACAACAUUUGAGAACUGAAGCUCUGGGUGCUUGUUUAAAAUUUCACUCCUGUGUUUUCUGAUCAAGCUCAAUAUAAAGCUUUGGCUUGUCCAUGUGGGCUAUUUUUGAAGUACCAAAGUAAGAGAAGCUGAUGGAAGGGUCGAAUGUUGUUUUGGGUGGAUAGAUGUAUUUGAUAUUGUACAGCAGAUGAUUCCUGUCGAAAUAUUUCUGUAUAAUUAAAUUAAACCGAUGCACCGUUGUUGCACUUUUUCGUUGCUUUAUUUUCACAGAAAAUAUAUACAGGUAAUGCUUGCCUGUACGAUAAGGUCGUCAAGUAUAUUAUAGUUAUUAUGUUGCAUUAAAGCCCACCUGGACAUGCAUUGAAGCAACUUCUCUUGCUACAAAUCCAUCGUUAAAUAUAGCUACUAUAAAUAAUAGUAAUACAUGAUCAUAACCUGCAACUCUCUGGUACAGUUAAGUGUAGUGCCGCUGCUUAUCUUUAAUGCAUCCCUUGAUUGUCUCUUUGAAUUGUGGCAACUUAUUUUGUUUCAGAAGAAGUCACAUUUAUUAAAAUAUUGUUUUUCGAUACAGUUACUAGUACAAGAUGAUAAAAACCAAACUUCUUAGCUUUUGGUAGUGGUUGAUUUGCUUUGUUGUGUGGAAAAGCUAGAUACGCAUUCAUGUGCCUGCUGCCUGACUUUUCUGUGGAUCAAACUGGUUUUGUUUCUUUUUGUAAACCCCCAGAGCUGAUGUUCUGUAACCUCCAAUUCCCUUCUCGCUUUCAAUCUUAUCCUGUAUUUUUAGCAGGGUGUUAAGUGUAAUGUUGUUUACAACAUGGAAGAAAAAAAAAGCUUCUUUACAAAACAGAAAUCUUAAAAUCGAUAAUUAUAAUGAUCAUAAUACUCGGUGCAUUAAUACUGAACCUCCGUCUUUGCUAAAAAUUUUAGUGGUUAAAGUUGGGUACAUUAAAACCACAUGCAUCACAUGUUGAAAUUCAGUUUGUAUCGCACACUUCUCUCUUUAGUUGUCAGUGACAAGAAUUCAGACCAAUCAAUAAAGUGGAUCAGUUCUCCACCUGGUUUCUAGUUUCUA